AAACAUGGCGUCCGUCAGCAGAGGAACGAAGAAGCUUCUCCUCCUACGACUUCUCAUCGCUUGUAUCCCAGCAUGCACUGGGUUUCCCGGAGGCGUGACGGUGAGCAGACCUGAGGCCAGCGUCUUCCUGCGCCGCAGUCGUCGGGCGAACUCUCUGUUCGAGGAGCUGAGGAGAGGAAACGUGGAGCGAGAGUGUGUGGAGGAGAAAUGUUCCUACGAGGAGGCCAAGGAGAUCUUCACUCUGCCUCAGCAACUGGAGGCCUUCUGGAGGAGGUACACAGCGGUGGACCACUGUCAGUCGUCCCCCUGUAAGAACGGAGCGACCUGUACUCGCCACGUCAACACCUACAUCUGCAAGUGUCUCCCUGGUUACCAUGGUUCCCACUGUGAGAAAGCUCGAGGGACCUACAGAGGCUGUCGCCAUAGAAACGGAGGAUGUGAACACUUCUGCAGACAGUCCCCGGACCGGUCCCACGCCUGUUUCUGCGCUAGAGGCUACGUCCUGCACCGGGACAACAGCAGCUGUGUCCCGCAAGUCAGCGUCCCCUGUGGACAACCCAAGUUCCAUGUGAUGCCCCGGAUGGUUAACGGGCAGACCUGUCCCAGAGGACACUGUCCAUGGCAGGCCCUGCUGUCGGCGCACUCCUUGUUCCUCUGCGGGGCGAUCGUGCUCUCUGAUUGGUGGAUCCUGAGCGCUGCUCACUGCGUGUGGGGACGACCUUUGACCUCCUUCAACAUCACGGCAGGGAAACACGACCGGUCUAAGAAGGAGGACUCGGAGGAGGAGCGUCGGGUCCUGAAGAUGAUCAUCCACCCAGCCUACAACGACUCCAGCAAGGACAGUGACGUGGUCCUGAUGAAGCUGGACCGGCCCCUCCGUCUGGGACCUCACGUGGUCCCCAUCUGUCUGCCCGCCCGGAACAGCACCUUCGGCAGAACCCUGACCAACAUCCGGCACUCCACCGUGUCCGGCUGGGGUCAGCAGGACGUCCACGGUCUGACCUCAGACGUCCUGCAGCGCCUGGUCCUGCCCCGGGUCCCCCUGCAGGAGUGCCGCCUCCACACCAAGCUCAACAUCACCAAGAACAUGCUCUGUGCCGGGUUCAGGAAGGGGGGGCAGGACGCCUGUAAGGGGGACAGUGGGGGGCCGCUGGUCACCCAGUACCGGAGCACCUGGUUCCUGACGGGGGUGGUGAGCUGGGGGAAAGGCUGCGCCGCAGAGAACAUGUACGGGAUCUACGUCAGGGUCACCAACUUCCUGGACUGGAUCGAGGACACCAUGUCCACCGGCUGAAACUGGUCCAGUUCCAGACUGGUGUGUGAAAUCAAAAGAUGUCAGAGGGGGUCCAGCUCCACACUGAGACCCUGAAAACCUGUACUCUGAAAACCUGUACUCUGAAAACCUGUACUCUGAAAACCUGUACCCUGAAAACCUGUACCCUGAAAACCUGUACCCUGAAAACCUGUACUCUAAAAACCUGUACCCUGAAAACCUGUACCCUGAAAACCUGUACCCUGAAAACCUGUACUCUUAAAACCUGUACCCUUAAAACCUGUACCCUGAAAACCUGUACUCUCAAAACCUGUACUCUCAAAACCUGUACUCUGAAAACCUGUACUCUGAAAACCUGUACCCUGAGAACCUGUACCCUGAAAACCUGUACUCUCAAAACCUGUACUCUGAAAACCUGUACUCUAAAAACCUGUACUCUGAAAACCUGUACCCUGAGAACCUGUACCCUGAGAACCUGUACCCUGAGAACCUGUACCCUGAGAACCUGUACCCAAUCUGUGACUGCUGCCUGUAAACUAGACCAAUAAAGACCAAGUGAUCUGAA
Messenger RNA from Notolabrus celidotus (New Zealand spotty), 1838 nucleotides. It is a transcript of the gene f7l, whose product is annotated as coagulation factor VII, like. Lineage: Eukaryota; Metazoa; Chordata; Actinopteri; Labriformes; Labridae. Gene Ontology annotation, molecular function: serine-type endopeptidase activity; calcium ion binding. Gene Ontology annotation, cellular component: extracellular region. Gene Ontology annotation, biological process: proteolysis; blood coagulation. The record is from RefSeq and is a predicted model, not a curated record. The transcript has 8 exons. The coding region runs from base 5 to 1294 and encodes 429 amino acids.